AGCUCAGAGGCAGUGACUCAGACUGCCUCAGUGGAGCAUAACCAUGCUGGACAUGAGGGAGAAGGAAGCCAGCUGGGGGAGACGGAGACGGAUGGAGGGGAUCCCUGUGCUCCUCAGCCAAUAGCAGCGUUGGCAGGUGAUGUCAUGCAUUAAGAGUGGUAGUGCUGCUGAUGCUGCUGAGCUCUUGUAUCCGAGGACGUGCAAACUCUGAGAAAAAGCAGGAGAGAGGGAGACGACCAACGCGGAUAUUAUCAAAAAGAGGGGUAAAGAAAACAAGCAGUAUGACCCUAGCAGCAUAUCGGGACAAAUUGAAGGAGCUCCCUCUGGUGUCACUAUUCUGCUCCUGCAUCAAGGCAGACAUUACAGACAAGCCAACCUACAAAGCUGAAGAUGCAGUGGAUCUGAAUUGGUGUGAGAUCAAGGAUGUGGAAGUGAUUGAGCUGAACAAGCGUACAUCUGGCCAGGCGUUUAAAGUUAUCCUCAAGCCCCCUUCAUUUGAUGGCGUGCCUGAGCUGAAUGCCUCCAUGCCGCACCGCAAAGAUCCCUCAUUGGAGGAGAUCCAGAAGAAAUUGGAAGCUGCUGAGGAGAGACGGAAGUUCCAGGAGGCAGAGCUGCUGAAGCACCUAGCUGGGAAAAGAGAGCAUGAAAAGGAGGUCAUCCAGAAGGCCUUCGAGGAGAACAACAAUUUCAUCAAAAAUGCAAAGGAGAAGCUUGAACAGAAGAUGGAGACCAACAAGGAGAACCGUGAGGCCUUGCUGGCUGCUAUGCUGGAGAGACUUCAGGAAAAGGACAAGCACGCAGAGGAAGUGAGGAAGAAUAAAGAGUUGAAAGAGGAAGCAUGCCGAUAAAGUGAUGGAGGAAAAGUGGACUGUGUUGGGUAUGAUUUACAGAAAAGGGGAUGAGUGGGAGGUAUAUAAAAGAAGACAAGCAAGAAGUAGUGGACAUUGCUAAUGGCAAGUUAAAACACAACAAACCUUUUUUUUUUUUGUUCAUGUGGUAUAAAAUGGCAAAACAAAUUACUGUUUGGACAACCAUGCAAGAUUCAGUGAAGUUCUAGUGACAGUGGUUCAGGUGGAAGAUAUUACCAAUUUUUCGUAAAACAUUCAUUUAACCUAUCACAAUCAUUUGUACAUACACAGGUGGUGAUGUGGAGUAUAGGAGAAAAAGAAGAAAUAACUACUAAAUAAUACAGAAUUACAGAGAAUGGAGAAUUACAUUGAAACUUAAGAUCAGUGAUAUUGGGGCAAGAUCUUACGUAAAUGUCUACACACAUUGCAAAAAUAAAAUAAAAAAAGCAGCUUUUUCUUAAAUUUAUGCUGUCUAGCAAAGUGCAAGCUAUGCAUGUUUAUUCACUUAACAUUUCUUUAUUAUAGAGACACGAGUUUUCUCAAAUAAAAAUAUUUACUCACAUUGCAAUUGUUCUCUAAGAAGUAUUAAAUUCCGGAUGAUGCAUUUUAAUGGAUUUAAUGAUAAAAAUAUUCUAAGCUCAUAACUUUUAGCUUUUGUCAGAACAAUAUUCCUUAGUAACUUAAAUACAAUUCAAAGCACAUAUAAGCUAAUAAAAAAAAUCUUUUUUAUGAUUAAGAGAGAUGUCAGCAAAAUGCAGAGCAGGGACAUAAAAAAAACUAAACAGAGAGAGAGAAUUAAGAAACACUGAGAAGCUGUGCUGAUCUUUUAAUGACGUGGCAAUCACUUGUUUUGGUAUGUCUCUGUGAUUUUCUUUGUGGUGUUAAUGUCGGUUUGGCCAAGAUGACUUUACAAAAUGACCAAACGUGCAGUGAUGAGCGUUGUUGUGAACCGUUCAGGAAACCCCAUUGGCUGUUUUUGUGGUUGUCAUGAAGAUGGUCCUGUUUCUGAUUUUCUCUUUAUUAAAUGACAAAACAUCUCUUUAUUAAAUCA
Messenger RNA from Clarias gariepinus (North African catfish), 1899 nucleotides. RefSeq names its product stathmin-like 4 (gene stmn4). Gene Ontology annotation, cellular component: neuron projection; cytoplasm. Gene Ontology annotation, biological process: regulation of microtubule polymerization or depolymerization; neuron projection development; microtubule depolymerization. The coding region runs from base 171 to 848 and encodes 225 amino acids. The record is from RefSeq and is a predicted model, not a curated record. Gene Ontology annotation, molecular function: tubulin binding. NCBI's taxonomy places the organism in Eukaryota, Metazoa, Chordata, Actinopteri, Siluriformes, Clariidae. The transcript is spliced from 7 exons.